Messenger RNA from Hyalella azteca, 2636 nucleotides. Its product is annotated as kinesin-like protein KIF19. The transcript is spliced from 21 exons. The record is from RefSeq and is a predicted model, not a curated record. NCBI's taxonomy places the organism in Eukaryota, Metazoa, Arthropoda, Malacostraca, Amphipoda, Hyalellidae. Gene Ontology annotation, molecular function: ATP binding; microtubule binding; microtubule motor activity. Gene Ontology annotation, biological process: microtubule-based movement.
AUGCCUGCGCAGAGGAGGUCCGGCCUGGAGAAGCCGGACUCGGGGAGGGCGGACGAGCCCAAGGGAGAGAAACUCGUGAAAGUUGAACUACGCGAGCCAGAGUCAAGCAAGGAGGAUGUGCUCAGAAAAAACAGAAUCAAAGACAAAAUAUUCGAGUACGACCGAGCUUUUGGUCAAGACUCCACGCAGGAAGAGGUGUACGCGGCGACCGCCAAGCCCUUGGUGCAGGACGUGUUGAAUGGGUACAACGCGACGGUGUUUGCGUACGGCGCUACGGGAGCGGGCAAGACUUACACGAUGGUGGGGCACGAGGGGCAGAUAGGCAUCAUGGUGCGCGCACUCAACGACAUCUUCCAGUACAUGUCCAGCAACAGAGACCCCAACCUAGCAAUUAAGAUCUCCAUGUCGUACCUGGAGAUCUACAACGAGAACAUCCGGGACUUGCUGCAACCUUCUUCAGGCACGCUGGAGUUGAGGGAAGACGCGAAAACUGGCGUCAUCCAAGUGGCGGGACUGUCCAAGACCUCAACCACCUCAACUGCUGAGGUGAUGGACCUUCUGACGAAGGGCAACAAGGUGCGCAUUUGUGAGUCUACAGCCGCCAACAAAACCUCCUCCCGCAGCCACGCCUUGCUACAGGUUACGAUAUCGCAGAAGCUGCAAGGAGGUGAGAAGGCUAAAGUGAAAGUGGGCAAACUCUACAUGAUUGACCUGGCGGGGUCAGAACGAGCCAAACAGACGGAGAACAAGGGUAAGCGGUUGCAGGAGGGCGCGUACAUCAACAGAUCGCUGCUGGCGCUAGGCAACUGCAUCAACGCUCUGGCUGAGGGCAAGGCGAAGUAUGUCAACUACAGAGACUCUAAGCUCACGCGCCUGCUGAAGGACGCACUAUCAGGAAAUUGUCGUACUGCGAUGAUCGCGCACGUGUCGCCUUCAUGACUAGACAUGGACGGGGACGACGACUCAGACGACGAGCCAGACGAGGUGUCGCAGGCGUGGGAGGACCUGGUCUACCUACAGAAGGAGCAGCAGCGCUACACGGAGAUGCGCGAUAAGGUCGAGCAAGAGAUGCUACAGUGCAAGGCGAGAGGCCAGCAAGUCGAGGAGGAGCUGCCAGACGCGAUCAACAGCGAUGAACAGCGGGAGCUGCUGUCCCUGCUGUGCAAGGUACACGAGCUGGAGAUCCAGAAGAUGGAGAUGGAGAGCGAGGCUGUGCUGAAGGAGCACGAGCUGCAGCGCCGGGACCUCAUGAUCCUGCGCUACGACCGCCAGCGCUCCCUCUGCGAGGAGAUCAUCACGCGACAGCGGCAGAUGCUCGAAGGAAUCAAAGGGGAAACUGACAUGAGUCCUAUUAUGCCGGCGGAGCUGCAGGAGCUGUACAACAUGUACCAGCAGGAGCUUCAGUACACCAACGUCGAGCGCGACUCCCGCUACCUGAAUGAGCUGAACAGCAUCUACAGGUCUCCCAGCAUGCAAUCGCUUCGACAUCCGUCGGCAGAUCACCUGCCUCCCAUACAGAACUCCAGCUCCGGGAACGAGCCCGACCGUCUGUUCAGAGCGCGUCGGCACAGCAUCGGCAGCCUGCAGAGCUUGCGUAGCCCUAACAGUUCCGCAGGCGCGGCUAAAGGUGGCGAUGUUCUACCGCCAAUCGACCGUAAUCGCUCCAAUAGCCUGAUUGGCGUGGACGGCCAGCCAAUAUCUCCGAAGCUCUUCAACUGGCCAGGCCGCGAAUCACCUUCUGAUCAGCGGCCUCGGUCCACCAUACCGCCCAUCCGUCCCACCUUCCGCGACUAUUACCCCCACUUAGCGUCGGAGAAAUCGAGCUUUGGUUCGGCCUCAUCGUCCCUGCCUGCCUCGUCGAGCGUGAGACGCGUGCUUCUGCCACCCAUCAAGCCCAGCAUCAGCAGCUGUGAAGUCUUCUCGGGCGCCGAGCUACAAAGGAAGAUGCAAGCGCUUACCUACACCAACCUCGCCAUCAAGCCGCGCUCGCACCGUCUCAACCAGCUGGACCGGGCUGACAAGCUCCCCCUGCGCUCCCCUCCUCUCGUGCCUAGCAUCUCAAGAACGCCGAGACUGUCUAUUAGUGACGACGAGCUAUCCACCAUUGAUCUGCCCUUAAGUCCACCCCCCAAGACAGACAGAUCGCGACCUAAAGACCGGAACAAACCAGCGUCCAAGUCUAUAGGUCCUUCCCCGUCAUUGGCGCAGAACAUCAGGUCAAACCAACCCAAAACUUUAAAGAAAACAACGCCGAGAGGAAACUCUGUCCCAAGAACCACGAAGCUCGGAGUGGCAGCGAUCGCAGGUCGUGGGGCGCCCAGGGCCCCCCAGGCCCCCAAGAAAGCCCCCGUCGGUGUGGGGAACACGGCUAGAAAUUCAGGAGAUUAUUUAAACAGAAGAAGAAGAAGCAAAUCGCACGACGCCUUCAACUUCGCCGGCAUCGCACGGUAGCGAUGACAGCGCAGCACGAGACAAAAGUUCAUCCGAUAUAUUCUUUGGCGUUCCUUUACGUCUGUUUUAAUAGAAUAUCUCAUUUAUUAUGAUAACAAAUUUAGUUUUUCUUCACCUGUUCAGCUUCAUCGUCAGCCUAACGAAAUGUAACUGUUUCAUUUUAUGUGUACAAAGAUUGGAUUUUA